Molecule: messenger RNA, 1767 nt
Organism: Phragmites australis (common reed)
Lineage: Eukaryota; Viridiplantae; Streptophyta; Magnoliopsida; Poales; Poaceae
Product: protein disulfide isomerase-like 5-2
Exons: 5
Coding region: 88-1353 (421 amino acids)
Biological process (GO): response to endoplasmic reticulum stress; protein folding
Cellular component (GO): endoplasmic reticulum
Molecular function (GO): protein disulfide isomerase activity
Source: RefSeq, a predicted model, not a curated record
UAAACCCCUUCAUCAAAACGAGCCAAGUUCCGUGACCACGUGAACUACUUCCGACGCGGCGGAGAUCGAAUCGAGCGCGCCGCGGCGAUGGCGACGAGAGACCUUCCGCCGCCGGUGCUGUUUCCCCUCCUCCACCUCCUCCUCCUGCUGCUUCUUCCGCUCUCCGUCCGCGCGGCCGCUGCCGGCGACGAGUUCCCGCGCGACGGGCGGGUGAUCGAGCUUGACGAGAGCAACUUCGAGAGGGCGCUGGGGGCCAUCGACUUCCUCUUCGUCGACUUCUACGCGCCCUGGUGCGGCCACUGCAAGCGCCUCUCCCCCGAGUUAGAUGAAGCUGCGCCGGUGCUGGCAGGAUUGAGUGAGCCCAUCUUUGUUGCCAAAGUAAACGCUGACAAGUACAGGAAACUUGGAUCAAAAUAUGGAGUAGAUGGGUUCCCUACUCUGAUGCUUUUUAUCCAUGGUGUCCCGAUCGAAUACACUGGUUCGAGGAAAGCUGACCAGCUUGUCCGCAAUCUGAAGAAGUUUGUUGCACCCAAUGUCUCUAUCCUUGAGUCGGACUCUGCAAUAAAGAACUUUGUUGAGAAUGCUGGUACAAGCUUUCCUAUAUUCCUUGGUUUUGGGGUGAAUGAGUCGUUGAUUGCUGAAUAUGGAGGGAAAUACAAGAAAAGGGCAUGGUUUGCCAUUGCAAAAGGUUUUUCUGAUGAUAUCAUGGUAGCAUAUGAUUUUGAUAAGGUGCCAGCACUAAUUGCAAUCCAUCCAAAGUAUAAGGAACAAAGUUUAUUCUAUGGCCCAUUUGAAGGAAAUUUCUUGGAAGAUUUUGUACGACAAUCCCUACUCCCUUUGACUGUCCCGAUCAAUACAGAGACACUUAAAAUGUUGAAUGAUGAUGAGAGGAAAGUUGUUCUUGCAAUUUUGGAGGAUGACUCGGAUGAUAAAUCUGCACAGCUGGUAAAAGUUUUGAGGUCUGCUGCUAAUGCAAACCGUGAUUUGGUGUUUGGAUAUGUUGGAGUCAAGCAAUGGGAGGAGUUUGUGGAGACUUUUGAUAUUUCCAAGAGCUCACAGCUGCCAAAGCUACUUGUGUGGGACAGAAAUGAGGAAUAUGAACUAGUGGAUGGUUCAGAGAAAUUAGAAGAAGGUGACCAAGCAUCCCAAAUAAGCCAAUUCCUUGAGGGAUACAGAGGAGGAAGAACCACAAAGAAGAAAGUCAGUGGCCCUUCUUUCAUGGGUUUCUUGAACUCUUUGGUCAGCAUGAACUCUUUGUACAUCCUUAUAUUUGUUGUCGCUCUUCUUGUUGUCAUGGUGUACUUUGCUGGGCAAGAUGAUACGCCUCAGCCAAGACGGGUUCAUGAAGAGUGAAGGAAGCUUGGGAAGCUUCUUGCACCAGGCGAUGUAACUCAGACGUUAGAUUUCAAACUUUCAACUGACGCUGGUCCUGAAGAGGUCUGGCUUGAGCGCUUGAUUCUGACACUCGUAUCCCUAUUGCAAAUCAUCAUCUUCUACCUUCUGCCUUGCUGCGGUUCUAUCUUUUAUUUGUUUGUUUUAUGGCUUAGGAACUAGCCUCCACUUGUGUAUGUUAGCAUUUCAGACUCCACCGUCUGCUCUAAACGUUUCUGUGAAAAUAUUUUGUUAUCAUACUCUGCCAAACUUUUGUACAAGUGAUAUAGGAUUUGUAAGGAGUGUGUUGUGGUGUUUUGUUUCGUACUGGUCACUGAAACAAACCAUUUCAUGAUCAAAGUUUUAGUUUCAUGAUUUUAUCAGUUAUGAUGAACA